CAGCCAGCCGGAAAAGUUACUUUCUUAUUAGGUAUUUAUCUUGCUUCACACGCAUAUACCAGAAGUUGUCGGGAGGCGUCCGUACUGUGGCAGAAAGUAGCUAGCCAGUUGGAGCUUCCCACAAAAGCAGAUUGGAUCCUGGCCGUGGACAUAACUUAGCUGACUUACUGCUCGCACUCAUCGUCUCAUAAUGGAUGACGCGCGUCCCCGCUAUAGCAAGCGCCUGCGGUCAGGCACAAGACGGCGUUACCAAGAUGACGGCAUCUCAGAUGAUGAGAUCGAGGGGAAGAGGACUUUUGACUUGGAAGAGAAAUUGCAGAGCGAUCGAUUCAGCUCUAAUUUGGUCAAAAGAAUGGAGGGGAAAGACUUCACGUAUGAAUACAUCCAGAGAGAGGGACUGAGGGACCCCAUCAUUUUUGAAAGGCCUGAUGGACUAGGAAUCAAGAUGCCAGAUUCGGAUUUCAGUGUCAAUGACGUCAAGGUGUUUGUAGGCAGUCGGCGAUUGAUCGACGUGAUGGACGUGACCACACAGAAGGGCAUCGAGAUGUCCAUGGCCCAGUGGCGCCGCUACUAUGAGACCCCGCCGGCCCACAGGGAGAAGCUCUACAACGUCAUCAGCCUGGAGUUCAGCCACACCAAGCUGGAGAACCUCGUCAAGAGGCCCAAGUCUGUGGACAUGAUCGACUGGGUGGACAACAUGUGGCCCCGUCACCUGAAGGAGCGUCAGAGAGACUCCACCAAUGCUAUCAUUGACAUGCAGUACCCCAAAGUGCAGAAGUACUGCCUCAUGAGCGUGCAGGGCUGCUACACAGACUUCCACAUCGACUUCGGAGGCACCUCCGUGUGGUACCACAUACUGCGUGGGGGCAAGGUGUUUUGGCUGAUCCCACCUACUCCCCAGAAUCUGGACUUAUAUGAGAACUGGGUGUUGUCAGGGAAACAAGGUGAUAUCUUCCUGGGUGACAAGGCAACCGACUGCCAGAGGAUCGAGCUCAAGCAGGGCUAUACCUUCCUCAUCCCCUCUGGCUGGAUCCAUGCUGUGUAUACACCAGUCGACACCUUGGUGUUCGGGGGCAACUUCUUGCAUAGUUUCAACGUCCCCAUGCAGCUGCAUAUCUACGGCAUCGAGGACCGUACACGGGUUCCUGCCAAGUUCCGCUACCCCUUUUACUAUGAAAUGUGCUGGUACGUGCUGGAGCGCUACCUGUAUAGUCUGACCAACACGUCGCACCUCACGCCUGAAUUCCAGAAGCACUCGCUGGGCAUAGGCCUGAAGCAAGAUCCAUCAUCCCAAGACGAAACUCUUAAUGGUCACAUCAAAGAUGAGGAGGAGGAGGAGGAGGAGGAGGAAGAUGAGUCUUUUCACACACCCCUCAAGCCUGGCACCAAAGUUCACCUCGCUCCCUUUGAGCUUGAGGGGCUCUGGAGCCUUCUGGGGAAGCUGGAGUCUCUCCCUUCCCAUAAGAAGUGUGUCCCGGCUGGAAUCCACAAUGCCCCUGCACUGCUGCACGACAUCAAGACUUUGCUCCAGGAACAUGCCAGUGACAACCCCAAACUGUCCUACACUGGAAAGCCCAUCGUCAGGUGGCCCAAGAGGCCAUCCUGGUACCAGCCCCCUCCACCCCCUCCGGUGGUGGGCCGACCUCGCCUUUCAUCGACGCUCGCCCCCCCGCGGCCUGUCAAGCCCCCGUCCUCCAUGUCGGUUCUGCGCCGGCGCCGUGUGCGCUGCAAACGUUGUGAGGCAUGCCUGCGCUCCGAGUGCGGGGACUGCAACUUCUGCAGGGACAUGAAGAAGUUUGGGGGACCAGGCAAACUGAAACAGACCUGCGUGCUGCGCCAAUGCCUAGCUCCCGGCCUGCCCUUAUCUGCAGUGUGUGAGGUGUGUGGGGAGGGCAGUCAGGAGGCUGGCGAAGACACGCCAUUUUCCCUCACACUCAUGGAGUGCUCCAACUGUGCCCAGAUCGCUCACCCCGGGUGCCUGAAGGUGCCGGGCGAGGGUGUCGUCAACAAGGAUCUGCCCAGUUGCUGGGAGUGUCCUAAGUGUGCUGUGGGCAAAGACUCAGAGUCUGAGUCCUCCGGCAGUGACGAUGACAGCGUUGCGUCUGUAGGCUCUCUUUCCCCAGCUGCACCUGCGUCAGAGAAGCGCUCCAACAAGAAGGGGAUAGGGGGCGCUGCUGUCGACGAGGGUGGGGGUGGCCGGGGAAGGGGCAGGCGCCCUGGGCGGCCCCUCUCUGCGCUCUCUAUUGCACCCUCUUCCUCCCACAGGCUGCUUCUGCACCACCAAAACAGGAAGCGUGCCGGAGCCCUGGAGCUCCGUCUCAGAAAGCGGAUAAAGUUGGAGAGAAAUAAAGUUCUGCAGCUGAAGCGCAAGUCCUCUGCCCUCGACCCCCGCUCAUCUAAACUCCUUUGUCGCCGUGGGAGUCACAAAGAUGAGGACUCAGCCAGCGAUGAUGAUGAUGAUGAUGAUGACGACGACGACGAUGAUGAUGAUAGUGGGGGAGGGCUUGGCAGCAGCAGGAAGCUGGCCUUGCAUGCCCGGGGCGGCUCUACGUCGCGUUUGCACCACUCCUCCCUACGGGGUGUUGGGCCGGGUAGGCGGGGCCUGUGGAGAGGCUCCGCCUCCCGUGUGGGUCGCAACAGUGGUGGUGCUUCUCUUAGGAUGCGACGUGGCAUGGGUGUGCGUGACGGGCGCAGGCAGCGAGGGGGACGCCCUUGGCCACGGGGAGCGGGACGUGGCCAGCGUCGGCGUGGCGAUACGGAGGAUGAGGACAGUGAGAGUGACAGCGAUGACCGUGAUGUAGACGAAGAGGAGGAGGAAGAGGAGGAGGAGGAGAGCGAAGAUGGACCCCUAGACAAGAGGAAGCGGUCACACAGACGCUGCAGUCAGGCAGAGGAGGAUGAGGAUGACGACGACAGGGACAGCGAGGACUGUGGCAUGGAUGGCAUGGGAGGGCAAGAUGCAGUGGAUGAGGACGUGGAUGAAGAUGAAGCAAACCAGUCAGACUCAGAGCCCGAACCCCCUGUGCUGCUCGUGUCAGACCUGAAUGACGACCUGCUGAAUGGCUCCUACUUGACAGUGACGCUACAGCGGCCACCCAAAGCCAAGCGUGACCCUGGCGCUAUUGUCCCCAAGCUGGAGGCGGCAGUGUCCCCCAGGGCCCCACCCAGCAGCCAGGGUUACGUGCAGCGUAAGUCGCUGCAGCGGUUGCGGCAGAAGAACGGCACCGCGGGCAACGGGCUCAUGCUGGGCCGUGGAGGCGGGACCCCUGGUGGAGGGCGACACCCACGCUCUCAAGGGCGCAACCACGCAGAGGCCCACGCCUUGGAUGGGGACGAGGCCUCCACCUCCUCCUCUUCCCGAUCCUCAGCCUCACCUACUCCUCCGCCCCCCACCACCUCCUGUUCCCCACCCUCCCUGCUGUCCUUGCCCUCCUUUAAGGACGUGGGCAACGAGCCCGGCUGUGAGAAGGAGGUGUGGGUGUCCGUCUUCCGCUAUCUGACCCGUGCAGAGCUGUGUGUCUGCAUGACUGUCUGCAAAAGCUGGUACAAGUGGAGCUGUGACAAGCGCCUGUGGACCCGCAUUGACCUGAGCCGCAGCCGCUCCAUUAGCCCCCAGGCCCUGGCAGGCAUCACCAAGCGGCAGCCUGUCGCGCUGGACCUGUCCUGGACCUCCAUCUCGAAGAAGCAGCUCACUUGGCUCAUCAACCGCCUGCCGGGCCUGAAAGACCUGCUGCUGUCGGGCUGCUCCUGGUCCUCGAUCUCUGCCCUGAGCUCCCCCAGCUGCCCCCUUCUCCGUACCCUGGACUUGCGCUGGGCGCAGGGGGUUAAGGACUCGCAGAUCCGUGACCUUGUCACCCCACCAGGCUGCGAUAACCGCAGCAAGCUGAGGAACAUGCUGACGUUUCGCCUGGCGGGGUUGGAGAUCAGUGACUCCACCCUGCGCCUCCUCAUUCGCCACAUGCCCUUGCUGGCGCGCCUUGACCUGUCGCAUUGCCACUGCAUCACCGACCAGUCCGUCAACCUGCUGACGGCCGUGGGCUCGUCCACCCGUAACACGCUCGUCGAGAUGAACCUGGCUGGCUGCAAUAAGCUGACGGACGCCUGUCUGCUGUACCUGAAGCGUGUGUCCGGGCUGACGCUGCUCGACCUGCGUGGCUGUAAGGGCGUGACGCGGCGUGCCUGCGAAGCCUUCAUCUCGGAGCUCUCCAUCAAUGCGCUCUUCUGCCUGACUGAGGACAAGCUCAUCCAGCGGAUAUCCUAGGGCGCUCUGUGGACCCUCCGGGCAGGCCGCACUCAUCCAGAGGAGAUUCUGAGGGACCUGAGCAGGGAUGCUGUCUGUCGCUGCUGCGUAUAGGCCGGGGUAGUGGGUGGGGGGUGAGUGGAGUUAGAGAGAUGGCCGUUUUGGGAAGACGGGUGGGCAGUGGCUCGCUUGCCUGUCAGUGUCGGAGUGAAUCAGCAGACACUAGGCACGUGGGUGCUUGCAGCAGAAUGGGACGGGUUUAGCGAUGGGGCGUGGGCGGGCACCGCAGCUGAAACGCGGGCCAAGCCGUGAGAAGGGGUGGGGGGGGCAGUGUGCCGCCCAAGCCCCGGCCAGGAGUCUGAGCAGAGUCUGCAGUGCUCCGCUGGCCCAGCUGAGCUGUAUGCCUCAGCUUCUUGGUUUUUGUACACAAACUGACACUGCUUCUUUUUAGAGCUCCUUUGGUUCCCUUUAUUAUAAACUCUUCUCCCUCCGUCAUGGCCCAGUCUCUCAUGCAGGCCCUAGAAGUUACCUACUUGUUACAUUUUUUUUUUUCUUUGUCUUCUUGCUCUGUCCUUAAUCUUAACGGGAAAUAUAUAUACUUUUGUGUACAUUUCUUCUGUUGGCCCAUAUGAUGACAAAAAUACUUGUAGCAGUACAAUAAUUAUUUUCUGAAAAAUUUUUCAAUUUUGUUUGUUUUUUUCCAAGAAAAGAACAAAAUAAAUAAUAAAAAAAAAAUGUUGACUCUG
Paramormyrops kingsleyae is the source of this 4986-nucleotide messenger RNA. It is a transcript of the gene kdm2aa, whose product is annotated as lysine (K)-specific demethylase 2Aa. The record is from RefSeq and is a predicted model, not a curated record. NCBI's taxonomy places the organism in Eukaryota, Metazoa, Chordata, Actinopteri, Osteoglossiformes, Mormyridae. Gene Ontology annotation, molecular function: protein binding; DNA binding; zinc ion binding.